Molecule: messenger RNA, 1089 nt
Organism: Anoplophora glabripennis (Asian longhorned beetle)
Lineage: Eukaryota; Metazoa; Arthropoda; Insecta; Coleoptera; Cerambycidae
Product: melanization protease 1-like
Exons: 6
Coding region: 60-806 (248 amino acids)
Biological process (GO): proteolysis
Molecular function (GO): serine-type endopeptidase activity
Source: RefSeq, a predicted model, not a curated record
AUUAUUUGUGUUGUAAAUUUUUAGGGGGUGAAUCAGCUGACCUGGGUCAGUUUCCUUGGAUGGCUCUCCUAGGAUACAAACAAAGAAACGUCAACUUUGUAGAAUAUUUAUGCGGAGGAACUAUAAUUACAGACAGUUUUAUUCUAACAGCUGCGCAUUGCUUGUCUGUUGGCAAAAGACAUGAAUUGGUCACCGUUCGAGUUGGCGAACAUAACUUACAAACAGAAAAAGACUGUGCAACGAUUGUAGGGGUGGAACAUUGUUCAGAGAAGCCUAUGGAUUUACCUGUAAUGCAGAAUAUUCAGCAUCCCGAUUAUGAUCAUGGAACUUUAAAAAACGAUAUAGCUCUAGUCAAAGUGAGGACAUCUAUAACGUUUACAGAUUACGUGCAGCCGGUCUGCCUACCUUUUGGAAGAAAUUUGGAGAACACAGAUUUAGCUGGCCAAAAAUUUACAAUAAGCGGUUGGGGGAAAACCGAAUCUAGAAACGUAGGAGGUUCUCCAGUUCUUCAAUUUGCAUUUGUUCAAAUUUGGAAUCAAUCAGAAUGCAAUAAAGUAGUUCCUCCAGAGGUGCAACCGAUUACAGAAAACCAAAUAUGCGCAAAUGGGCGAAAGGAAGACGCCUGCAAAGGAGAUAGCGGUGGACCCUUAUUCAACGCCUCACUGGAUGCAAAUGAUGAACUAAGAAACUUCCAGGUUGGGAUCGUAUCAUUCGCAUCAACCGUUGCUUGUGGAAUUGAGGACUUGCCCGCUAUUUACACCAGGAUCGACAGAUAUUUGAUUUGGAUUGUAGACAAUAUUAAAUAAGUGUGUUAGUUAAACUUAGGACAUAUCAUUAACACCUGCCGCAAUUAUGUUAACACGUUUUGUAGGAAUAGAUAUUGCAUUAUUUUAAAUAGAAGUGUACGUAGGUAAUAAAAACUGUUCUACAAAUAUAAAAAUGUAGGUAAUGGUUUAAGCUUAUUCCCUUCGUCUAAAGUAACAAGAACAGAGAUAGUUGGAAAGCAUUAUCAUGCUUAAAAAAAAAUGAUACAAUACGAGUUAUUAUAAUUUUUGGCAGGCCUAGACACGAGACAAUUUUUAUUUAUUA